CCGCCACGAGAGCGCGAAGAACGACGCUGCAACACGACGCUCGAUUCGAAAAGUUGGCGCGCAAAUUACGAAAACCGCACUGGUUGUCGAAAACUUUAAUCAAAGUCAUGAUGCUGAUGUUGUAUUUCGUUGUUUUGGGUUUGAAUGUCGUGAACGCCGUUUAUUUCACCAUGACUAAUAUGGAAGGAGUGAUACCCGUUGUAGAAGACAAACUACACCACCUGGCACUAUCCAGAAUACAAGCUGGCGAAGGAAGCGCAAACAUGACUUACUCCAUCCAAAAUUUCCAGAAAAUAUACAACGACGUAGUUAGUAUAGAUCACAACACAGGGGAUAUAUACAUAUCGUCACCAGGGCCCUUUAAUACCUCCUUGAAGGUUGGCGUGAAGGAUAUGAAUAAUUCAAGUUCAACUACUUAUUUAAAGAUUUCUCUUCAGAAUAGAUCGACAUGUGACGACACUCUAUUUAAUUCAAUCUGUUUCUGGUCAAAGAUAACUUAUCAAGUGAAGGAGAACAGUCCAGGGUUGGCUUUAGGAUCUCUGGCUCCUGUCUACGAUUUUAGGGAGUGUAAUGUCACAGAUAUUUUUUAUACUCUACAGUCAGAGAGUGAAAUAUUUAAACUCCGACGUCCCACAGCGAAAAUAAAAUACUGGACUGUGGCAACCGGCUUAAUUUUAAAUAGAACUUUGCACGGGAAAGAGCUUACUUUCAAUGUGACCUGUAGCGUAUCAACGACGAAGAUCUUCGAAUAUACGAAAUCUUUAAAGCUCAAAAUCGUAGAUCUGAAUGAUAAUCUACCGGUUCCGGAAAUGUUGGACGUUUUUGUCCGAUUUCAUGGAACGAAAAUCAAAAAGGGAGAAACUGUGGUCCAGGAUCUUGUUUUUCUUGAUGAAGAUGAUCAUGACGUAAACAUUUAUAGGUUCUUUAUACCGAACAAAACCAUUUCGGAAUAUUUUGAGCCUGACUGUAUGGUAGAUCACAGGAAAAGGACAAAAAUAAUUUGCUUAAUAAAAUCCAAAAAAUCGAAGAUUUUUAAGAAGGGUGAGCGAAUCAAUUUUUUAUUGGGAUUGCAAGAUACAAAUUUGGAACUUAAGACAGAAAACAACACCGCCUAUAUUAAUAUAGAAAUAGAGUUUACACAUUUUCUAGCCAAACGCUCACUUAACUUUUUCAGAAAUAACAGUAAAAUUUUCAGAACAGCAGCACCUUUCGCUAGAGUUACACAACCAGAAGAAACAAUUAAAUCCAUAAAGCAUUACCACAUAAAAAUACUGAAUGCUAAGAAAAACCCUUUUAAAAUUACCAAAGAGGGAAUAGUAUAUGUGUCUGAUACCGAAGCUUUAAGAGAAUCUCCUGAAUUUCUAAGGAUGAAUAUAUCUUGGCUGAAAGUAAAUACUACAAAUAGUGAAGAAGUAGUUGUCAGAAUAGUCGAAGAACCGACAAAAACUUGUGAAAAUGUUACAGACUGGACUUUUUGUUCACAUUUUCCUAAUCAGAAAGAAUGUACUAGUAGAGAUUCGUGUGCUUUGGGUACAGGAGGAGCUACUAAUGUCGAAAACCGGGCUGGACCACAAAGAUGUCUAUGGCGAGGUGAUAAAAGUCCAGAUAAUCACGAAAGUCAUAUUUACUCUACUUGUUCAGCCGAUACAAAAUACUGUCCUGACGGUAUAUGUGACUCUUUAGAGGAACUAGAUGUAAAGAGAAUUUGUCCACAGGAUUGUUCCAAAGAUUCAGUUUUCCCGGCAACAGUCAACGAAGUAACCAAGAAAGGCAUAGAUAAAUGUAAUGGAAUCUUAAUUUGCGAACAGAGUUGUUUGUGCAAAAUAAAUUUCAAAAAAAUGCUUCUGGCAUCAGGAGUAUCUAAGGAAAAACCUAAACCUUUGGAGAACAAAUUUGUAGAAGAAACAAAAUGCGGAGCCGACUGUAUUGUAGGCACUGCUGGAGGUUUGCUACUUCUAGUGUGUGUCAUAGCUGGUUUUGUGAUAAUGUGGAAAAGAAGACACGGAAAGAAAAUAGCUGAGAAAUAUAUAAACAGUGGUCAAGAAGCAGAGACACCUUUUUCAGACUACAUAGACAGAAAUACGGAGCCUAUGGUUUUGAAUUUCAAUAUAUCAUCACCGUUGGGACCAGGCAAUGGCAAUUUUGUAAAAACAAAAAUUGAGAUUGAUACAAAAUGGGAAUUCCCACGGGAUCAAAUUGUAAUCGACCAAAUACUUGGAGAAGGUGAAUUUGGAAAGGUCCUGAAAGCAAAAGCUUUCAAUAUAGCUGGAAGACCAGGUUACUCCUUGGUAGCGGUCAAAACACUUAAAGAUGAUGCCAGGAAACAAGACUACAACGACUUAUACUCAGAAUAUCAACUUUUAAAAGAAGUGUCUCAUCCCCACGUCAUAGGAUUAUUAGGGAUUUGUUCUACUAGCGAUGGUCCGUUGUUUGUCAUUAUCGAAUAUGCGGAAUUCGGAUCACUGAGGAAUUAUUUGAGGAGGAGUAGGCAUUUGCUCACAAAUGCUGAAGUGGCCGCCAUUGAAGAUAGCACAGACAACAAAGUCGCAGCCAGAGAUAUUUUGUCAUUUGCCAGACAGAUUGCCAGCGGAAUGUCAUAUCUUAGCGACAUAAAAUUGGUUCACAGAGACUUGGCUGCCAGGAAUAUACUUCUAGCGAAGAAUAAAGUUUGUAAAAUUUCGGAUUUUGGUUUGACACGUGACAUUUAUGAAGAUAAUGCUUACUUUAAACGAAGUAAAGGCAGAGUUCCAGUAAAAUGGAUGGCUCCAGAAUCCUUGGCAGACCACAUUUACACCACCAAAUCCGAUGUGUGGAGUUUUGGAAUACUAAUAUGGGAAUUGGUAACUUUGGGAGCUAGUCCUUAUCCUGGAUUACCAGUUCACAAUUUAUACAAUCUCCUAAAACAAGGAUAUCGAAUGGAAAGGCCCCCAAACUGUUCCAUAGUUUUGUACUCAUUGAUGAAUAGGUGUUGGAACAUAGAUCCAGAAAAGCGACCGUCCUUUUUAGAUCUGUAUCACUGCUUCGAAAAUUUAUUGACCGACAAUGUAAACUACUUAGAUUUAUCCGAUAAUGCAAUAAUAAACAAAUGUUAUUUUUCCACAUUAACACACUCAGAUAAGUCUUCAAGUUCGGACAAAGAAGAUGUGAAUCUCUUACAAAACUAUCUCGAAAAAGAAAAAAAUUCUCAAAUAGCCGAAAAGUGCAAAUUAACGGAAUACCCCGAGGAAGUGAACAUGUGUAUAGGAUACGAAACACCAGUAAAAGUAAUCAGGGUUGUCACACCCACCAACCUGAGUCCUGAAGGAUAUACAGACAUGACUGUUAAAGAAUGAGAUAAGUUACUAUAAAAUAUUUAUUGUAGUUUGUAGAGGAUUCCAUUUUUAAUAAGUAUAUAUUAUAUAUAAGUCGGUAUGUCCUAUACUAAUUAUUAUUAUUAUAUAAAUAACAAAAAAUAAAUAUUACAGAAGAAAAAUUAUUGUUAUUUUAUUAUUUUCAACGUUACAAACUCUACAGAUUUACAUAUACAGACGUAAAAAAUACAUUUUAAAAAAUAACAGCUUCUUAUAACUAGAUGUAGAUUAACAAAAAUAACUGACGAUGUUAAACAUCAGGUAUGUGUCUUAUUCUAAGGUUUUAAAUAAUAUAAAAUAAAAAAA
Messenger RNA from Sitophilus oryzae (rice weevil), 3656 nucleotides. Its product is annotated as proto-oncogene tyrosine-protein kinase receptor Ret-like. The record is from RefSeq and is a predicted model, not a curated record. Gene Ontology annotation, biological process: cell surface receptor protein tyrosine kinase signaling pathway; positive regulation of kinase activity; multicellular organism development. Gene Ontology annotation, molecular function: ATP binding; transmembrane receptor protein tyrosine kinase activity. Gene Ontology annotation, cellular component: axon; signaling receptor complex. Lineage: Eukaryota; Metazoa; Arthropoda; Insecta; Coleoptera; Curculionidae. The transcript has 20 exons. Bases 108 to 3332 code for a protein of 1074 amino acids.